Molecule: messenger RNA, 1568 nt
Organism: Anarrhichthys ocellatus (wolf-eel)
Lineage: Eukaryota; Metazoa; Chordata; Actinopteri; Perciformes; Anarhichadidae
Gene: rd3
Product: retinal degeneration 3, GUCY2D regulator
Exons: 3
Coding region: 204-851 (215 amino acids)
Source: RefSeq, a predicted model, not a curated record
AAUCCAUUUCUCUUCCCUCUCUCUGCGUUUGCCAGUCUUGUCUCUUCAGCAUCCAUCUGUCCUUCUGAUGUCUGGCAACUUUUUACUGCUUUUCAUCGAUUUUGUUUCUGGUGGAGUCUAAGAAAACUUUCAAGAGACUAAGAGCUUUGGGGUAUUUUUUGUGUCAUCUCUAAUCAUCGGGGGCUGUGAAGGAGGACAAGGCCAUGGCCUCCUGGUUCAGCUGGAAUGAGCCGUAUCACCGGAGCCCACAGCGGGACCCGGCCGAUGUGGUCACCGACACCCUGAUGCUGGAGUUCAGCUGGCAGCUGAAGGAGGCAGAGAGGCAGCAGAGAGAGAGGGAGAACGAGUACCAGCGCCUCAAAACCGGAGUGGACUACAGCUGGCUGGCCAACACGCCUCGGCCCUCCUACAACCUCAGCACCGGGGAGAGGAUCGGCCUGGAGGACCUCUGCUCCAAGGUGCCGCCGCCUUACUGCGGCCAGGUCAUACUGAAGUUCAGGGAGGUUCUGCAGGCCAAUGAGCCCGAGGUGCAGGAGGUGUCCGACCUGUUUCGCUCCGUCCUCCUGGAGACUCUGGACCACCUGAAGGAGGAGCGGGAGACGCAGCGGCUCGCCCACCAGUGGAACAACAAACGUGCCAUGAGCAUGUCCCUCAUGAACUUCAGGUCCCGGAUCAAGAUCAACCCGUUUGGAAGCACAGUUGGCCUGACCUCCGCUGUGACUGACGAGGCCGGGUUGAGUGACCUCAAGACCGUGUCAGAGGAUGUGGAGAGAGGCAUGGGGGGGUCACAGAGGGUGUGGAGCAUGCCUGACUUCAGAUACAAAGGAACCAGCAGCAGCAAGGUUGCCUGAUGUGGGGCGAUCACGGCACAGGACCCGAAGACACGGAAUGUCCACUUUGCACCAGACGAGGCAGGAUGAAUCGUCCUCUUGUCAGUAUGACACCAAUCAGCAUCGGUCCAUUUACUGAUUUACCUGUUCACCUAAAUGGGCAAUGUAAGGUGUUUUUUUUGUGGAACUGAAACAGUUACAAUUUAGUGUAAGAGUAUCGCCUCUGGCAGUGAUGCGUCUUAUAUUUUGUAGACAUUGCUAUCUAAGCAUUGAGGGCUAUUUACUGUUGGCUUUAGAGGCUUUCUUGACUCCUAAAUAUUGCAGGAACACAUGAAAUAUGUUGGUGUUGUCUUGUCACACAACACAAAAUAGCUGCAAAGGUGAAUGGUCUUUUAUGACAGUACGCAUGUAUGUACGUACAUAUAUAUAUAUAAAAAUUGUAUGUACAAGUUAUUGGUGAUAGUCGACGUCAUUCAGAGGGUGAAUCAUGCUCCUCUUCUACAUACAGCACACAAAGACUCAGCACAAUAAUUCAUCAUUCAAUGUCAACAAACUGAAAGCGUUCCUUCUGUUCUUCAUUGAAAGAAGGCGUCAAAAAGACCUUUUUGAGAGCAGAAAACAAACCUCCCGGUAGUUAAUUGUGUUUUUUUUUCUGUUUGUCACAUCACCCUGCAGGUUUACUCCAUAUACAGCUCUCAAGUGGAUUGAUUUAUUUCAAUUUAAUAAAAUGACUGAUGC